This is a messenger RNA of Sciurus carolinensis (gray squirrel), 767 nucleotides long. RefSeq names its product mitochondrial ribosomal protein S25 (gene Mrps25). The record is from RefSeq and is a predicted model, not a curated record. The transcript has 4 exons. Bases 114 to 635 code for a protein of 173 amino acids. Gene Ontology annotation, cellular component: mitochondrion. Gene Ontology annotation, molecular function: structural constituent of ribosome. NCBI's taxonomy places the organism in Eukaryota, Metazoa, Chordata, Mammalia, Rodentia, Sciuridae.
CCCGUGAUUCCCUGCGGGCGUGGAGACCCGCGAGGAGGAAAGCGGCUUGAGGCGAUCCCGGGCCGACGGCUGCUGGCUCGCGUCCCUUCGCGGUCCGCCCUGCCACCGCCGCCAUGCCCAUGAAGGGCCGCUUUCCCAUCCGCCGCACGCUGCAGUACCUGGGCCAGGGCAACGUGGUGUUCAAGGACUCGGUGAAGGUCAUGACGGUGAACUACAACACGCACGGGGAGCUGGGCGAGGGCGCCAGGAGAUUCGUGUUUUUCAACAUACCGCAGAUCCAGUACAAGAACCCCUGGGUGCAGAUCAUGCUGUUCAAGAACAUGACCCCCUCGCCCUUCCUGCGCUUCUACCUGGAUUCGGGGGAGCAGGUCCUGGUGGACGUGGAGACCAAGAGCAAUAAGGAGAUCAUGGAGCACGUCAGGAAGAUCCUGGGGAAGAACGAGGAAACGCUCAACCGAGAGGCGCAGGAGAAGCAGCAGCUGUCACACCCGGCGAACUUCGGGCCCCGGAAGUACUGCCUGCGGGAGUGCAUGUGCCAGGUGGAGGGGCAGGUGCCCUGCCCGGGCCUGGUGCCCCUGCCCAAGGAGAUGACGGGCAAGUACAGAGCCGCCCUGAGGGCCAGCGCCAAGGACUGAGGCCCCGCACGCCGGCCGCGCGGUGGCGACGGGGUGCGACCUCAGGACUCUGUUCAGAGGCUGCCUUUGGACUGAGGCUGCUGCGUGGAUGUCCCUGUCCCCGGGUCAAUAAAAGUCUUGGCAGGUCCGGCA